Messenger RNA from Photinus pyralis (common eastern firefly), 345 nucleotides. RefSeq names its product metabotropic glutamate receptor 3-like. Gene Ontology annotation, biological process: G protein-coupled receptor signaling pathway. NCBI's taxonomy places the organism in Eukaryota, Metazoa, Arthropoda, Insecta, Coleoptera, Lampyridae. The record is from RefSeq and is a predicted model, not a curated record. The transcript has 4 exons. Gene Ontology annotation, cellular component: membrane. Gene Ontology annotation, molecular function: adenylate cyclase inhibiting G protein-coupled glutamate receptor activity. Bases 1 to 345 code for a protein of 114 amino acids.
AUGAUUGGACGUUCUAUCAGCAACAUCGACGGAGCCGAGUACCAUUGCAACAAGACCCAAGUUCGCAAAGUCAUAUCAGGCGUCGUAGGCGCAGCUUCCAGUGUAACUUCGAUUCAAGUUGCCAACCUAUUAAGACUGUUCAAAAUUCCUCAGGUGUCCUUUUUCUCUACAAGUCCCGAACUUAGCAAUAAGCAGCGAUUUGAAUAUUUCACGCGGACUAUCCCGUCGGAUCACUAUCAAGUAAAAGCAAUGGUCGAUAUUGUUCGGCUAAUGGGUUGGAGCUACAUAUCAAUUAUUUACGAGGAAUCCAACUACGGAAUUAAGUGGAGCUUAAGUUCAAUGUAA